AUGGUUUGUUCAUUGCACUUAUUUUUAGUAAUCGAUAAAUUAUUUUGCAAUAAACUUUGCUAUAAAAAAAUAUUUGGCAGAAAUGAAGAAAAGCUGCAUAAAUUUGAUUUACCUGUGGUAAAAAAACCGCAUGAGAUAUAA
Molecule: messenger RNA, 141 nt
Organism: Vairimorpha ceranae
Lineage: Eukaryota; Fungi; Microsporidia; Nosematidae
Exons: 1
Coding region: 1-141 (46 amino acids)
Source: RefSeq, a predicted model, not a curated record